This is a messenger RNA of Theobroma umbraticum, 2237 nucleotides long. It is a transcript of the gene WRKY25, whose product is annotated as WRKY DNA-binding protein 25. NCBI's taxonomy places the organism in Eukaryota, Viridiplantae, Streptophyta, Magnoliopsida, Malvales, Malvaceae. The record is from RefSeq and is a predicted model, not a curated record. Gene Ontology annotation, biological process: regulation of DNA-templated transcription. Gene Ontology annotation, molecular function: sequence-specific DNA binding; DNA-binding transcription factor activity.
UCUUUCAUUGCUUUCUUCCCACAUCAUAUAUCAGCUCCACCCUCCGUCUCCCCCUAACUUUCUUUCCUCUUAUCUCCCUCUCUCUCUCUCUUUUGAUGGCUUCCUCUUGUAGCAGCCUGGAUACGUCCGCCAAUUCCCACCCGCAAAACGCCUUUAGUUUCUCCGCACAUCCCUUCAUGACGACCUCUUUUUCUGACCUCCUGGCCUCCGGUGGUGCCGACGAUGAAAACCCUUCCGCCACUUUCGACGGUGGCGUUGAUGCCAAGCGUGGAGGUGGUGGUGGGUUGUCGUUGUCCGAUCGGAUUGCGGAGAGGACUGGUUCGGGUGUGCCUAAGUUUAAGUCACUUCCUCCUCCUUCACUGCCUAUCUCUCCCCCUCCCGUGUCUCCUUCUUCUUACUUUGCUAUCCCCCCAGGUCUGAGCCCAGCUGAGCUUUUGGACUCUCCUGUUUUGUUGAACGCUUCUAACAUUCUGCCAUCUCCAACCACUGGAACAUUUCCGGCUCAGGCUUUCAAUUGGAAAUCGAAUUCUGGAAACAACCAGCAAAACGUAAAACAGGAAGACAAGAGCUACUCUAAUUUCUCUUUCCAAACCCAGCCAAGGCCAGCCACCUCUUCAUCAAGCAUGUUUCAAUCGUCAACAAACACAAUUCAGACUGCGCAACAACAAGCUUGGAGUUUCCAAGAGUCUGUAAAGCAAGAGGAUUUUUCCUCAGGGAACAGAAUGGUAAAACCUGAAUACACUCAGAUGCAGAGCUUUUCCCCUGAGAUUGCCAACAUUCAAGGUAACUCUCAAAGCAACAGUGGCUUCCAAUCGAAUUAUAGCAAUUUCCAGCAGCAACCUCAGUCAAUUAGAGAGAACAGAAGAUCAGAUGAUGGAUACAAUUGGAGGAAAUAUGGACAAAAACAAGUGAAAGGAAGCGAAAACCCACGAAGCUACUACAAGUGCACGUUCCCCAACUGUCCAACAAAGAAGAAGGUUGAAAGGUCUUUAGAUGGGCAGAUAACUGAGAUAGUUUACAAGGGUAGUCAUAACCAUCCAAAGCCUCAGUCCACUAGGAGAUCAUCAUCAUCUUCUUCAUCUACCAUUGCUAUUCAGACUUCGAAUGCUGCCAGCGCCGAGAUUCCAGAUCAGUCAUUUGCAACUCAUGGCAGUGGACAGAUGGAUUCUGUCGCAACCCCGGAAAAUUCCUCCAUAUCAGUCGUGGAUGAUGAUUUCGAUCAGGGUUCGCAGAAGAGUAAAUCUGGAGGAGAUGAGUUUGAUGAAGACGAGCCUGAGGCCAAAAGAUGGAAAAGUGAAGGUGAAAAUGAAGGAAUUUCAGCCCCUGGGAGCAGAACUGUGAGGGAACCUAGAGUUGUAGUUCAAACAACCAGUGACAUUGAUAUUUUGGAUGAUGGAUACAGAUGGAGAAAAUAUGGGCAAAAAGUGGUCAAGGGAAAUCCAAAUCCAAGGAGCUACUACAAGUGCACGCAUCCAGGAUGUCCAGUGAGAAAGCAUGUUGAGCGAGCAUCCCAUGAUCUUCGGGCAGUGAUCACAACUUAUGAAGGGAAGCAUAACCACGAUGUCCCGGCAGCUCGUGGCAGCGGCAGCCAUUCUGUCAAUAGACCGUUACCAGACAACAACAACAACAAUAAUGGUAACAACAAUGCAGCAAUGGCAAUAAGGCCAUCAGCUGUUAACAAUCACUCUAACCAUUCCGUGACCAACUCUCUUCACAGUUUGAGGCCAGCGGCAGCCGAAGGGCAAGCACCCUUCACGCUGGAGAUGUUGCAGGGGACUGGGAACUUUGGAUUCUCAGGAUUUGGCAACUCCAUGGGGUCUUUCAUGAAUCAGCCGCAACACGUGAACAAUAUGUUUUCCAGAACCAAGGAAGAACCAAGAGAUGAGGUGUUCAUCGAGUCUUUACUAUGUUGAAAUUCGCUCCGACAUAGUAAGGUUUAGGACUAUAGAGGGGAGUAGAUAAAAACCACAAGAAUAAGGAGCUCAGGUUCAUUUAAUUAAUUGCAUUCAGUUUGUUUGUUGUACAUUUCCACAGUAUUGGUUUUUGUAUAUUCAGAUUGAGUAUGCUAAUAGGAGCCGCCUGUAAAAGUUACUAUACCUAUUUUUUGAUUAUUUUGAGGCCUUCCUCUCUACCCAGAUAAGAACAGGAGAGAGCCCCAAAUCAUUUGCUGUUUUGUUGUAUCACACAUCCUAGUGAUCCACUUGCUUCAGAAAACACCUUUUAUAUUGUUGACAAGA